GGUGUGAACAUUACUAACCCACCUCAAUUGUUUGCAUCACCAACACACUUCACAAUCUCACAACUACACACUCUGCAUUCAUUGCAUCCCAAUUCCAUGAUGCUCUUUUCAUCACUUUGUCCCAAUUCUCCAUCCUCCAAUUAAUUCGCUUCCCAAAAGCGACCAUGCCAACUCCACUUUCCCUCAUUCAAUUCAAAUUUCAUAAUACUUAAAACCCACAAUCAACUUUUUUUUUUUUUUUUUUUAAUCUCAGAUUCUUCAAAUUCUUGGAUCUGACUCUGCUCACCACACUUACCAAAGCAACGUUUUUUGGUCCCAAGUCCAAGAUCCAAUGGCGGUUGCUACGAGAGGAACCAGAGGUGGAUCUAGUUUUCGUAGCUUCUUCUCGUUCCGGAUCUUCAUCUCCGCCAUGUUCUUUCUUCUCUUCAUUGCCACCCUUUCGGUCCUCUUCACCACCAACCCCUCCACAUCGAACGACGACUCUGAUCUUCCCACGACUGGUAAUGCAUACGUGCAUCGGACCUUUUUGGCAUUGAAAUCUGACCCUCUUAGGACUAGAGUGGAGUUGAUACACCAGCAAGCUAAAGAUCACAUAGCACUGGUGAAUGCCUAUGGUGCUUAUGCUAGGAAGCUCAAGCUUGAUAUUUCUAAGCAGUUGAAGAUGUUUGAUGAAUUGGCGCGCAAUUUUUCAGAUAUUUCAUUGAAGCCGACUUAUAGAGCAGCGUUGUUUGAGUCGGAUGGACCUAUUGAUGAGGAUGUGCUGAGGCAGUUUGAGAAGGAGGUUAAGGAUAGAGUGAAGAUUGCAAGGAUGAUGAUUGUUGAGUCCAAAGAGAAUUAUGAUAAUCAGUUGAAGAUUCAGAAGUUGAAGGAUACGAUAUUUGCAGUUCAUGAGUCACUUGCGAAGGCAAAAAAGAAUGGUGCCAUGGCAAGCUUGAUUUCGGCCAAAUCAAUUCCCAAGAGCUUGCAUUGUUUGGCGAUGAGGUUGAUGGGUGAGAAGAUUUCCAAUCCUGAGAAAUAUAGAGAUGAGGGGCCCAAGCCGGAGUUUGAAGAUCCCACUUUAUAUCAUUAUGCAAUAUUCUCGGACAAUGUUAUAGCCGUGUCUGUGGUGGUGAGAUCGGUGGUGAAGAAUGCAAAUGAACCGUGGAAGCAUGUUUUUCACGUUGUUACAAACAGGAUGAAUGUUGGGGCAAUGAAGGUUUGGUUUAAGAUGAGGCCUAUUGAAGGGGGUGCAUUUUUAGAGGUGAAAUCAGUAGAAGAAUUCUCAUUUUUAAAUUCAUCAUAUGUCCCAAUCUUGAGGCAACUUGAGUCAGCAAAAAUGAAGCAUCAUUACCUUGAGAAUCAAGCUGAUAAUGCCACAAAUGAUGCAAACAUGAAAAAUGCCAAGUCCCUGUCCAUGUUGGAUCACCUUCGAUUUUAUUUGCCAGAGAUGUACCCUAAACUGUAUAAGAUCUUACUGUUGGAUGAUGAUGUUGUGGUUCAGAAAGACUUGACAGGUUUGUGGAAAAUUGAUUUGGAUGGGAAGGUGAAUGGUGCUGUUGAGAUCUGUUUUGGUUCUUUCCACCGAUAUGCUCAGUACUUGAAUUUCUCUCAUCCUUUAAUCAAGGAGAGCUUCAAUCCAAAAGCUUGUGCUUGGGCCUAUGGCAUGAAUAUAUUUAAUCUUGAUGCUUGGAGGCGUGAAAAAUCUACAGAUAAUUACCACUAUUGGCAGAGCAUGAAUGAAGACCAAACUUUAUGGAAAGCGGGGACCUUGCCACCGGGUUUGAUCACCUUCUACUCCACAACCAAGUCAUUGGACAAAUCCUGGCAUGUGCUUGGGCUAGGAUACAAUCCCAGCAUUAGUAUGGAUGAGAUCAACAAUGCUGCUGUUAUUCAUUACAACGGAAACAUGAAACCCUGGCUUGAUAUUGCGUUGAAUCAAUACAAAAAUCUCUGGACCAAAUACGUGGACAAUGAUAUGGAGUUUGUGCAGAUGUGCAAUUUUGGCCUAUAGUUGAGAUCAACACACGGCUGUUAUCAUUAUAAAGGCUUGAGAUAACAUGGCAAUUGUGGUUUACCAUAUUCUUUUGGAACUGAGAAUCUCAAGUUGAAUGUAGCCUGUCACAGAGAAGUUCUGUGUUGUCACCAAGUUAAAUCUCAAGUUCAGAAGCUAGGCAAUAAUUUUGAUAGACUGUAUUUGGAAAUUUACACGAAAUAGUUUUUAUUUUUUCUCCUUUCUGUAUUUUGGAACAUAUUUAUCAUGUAUUCAUUUGCUGAUGAUGGUAGUGUCAUGACUCAAACUAAUGAGAAGGCACUACUUUUUAUCUAUUUAACACACCUACUACAUGUUAUAUUUUGUACGUUUCUAGGCAUGCCUCUUUGUAUUUCCAAAAUUGAUAAUAGGAAAAGGCCAUGUGAUGCAGUGAUUUUUCAGGGAUUUGGUCACUUGAAUGAAGCACAGUGCAUUUUCAACCA
Molecule: messenger RNA, 2451 nt
Organism: Cajanus cajan (pigeon pea)
Lineage: Eukaryota; Viridiplantae; Streptophyta; Magnoliopsida; Fabales; Fabaceae
Gene: GAUT9
Product: galacturonosyltransferase 9
Molecular function (GO): polygalacturonate 4-alpha-galacturonosyltransferase activity
Source: RefSeq, a predicted model, not a curated record